GCUGCGCAUGCGCCCGGCUGCGGGAGCUGGCGGGGUCUACGGUGAGGCGGGCGGCUCGGCUCGGCCCGGCCCCAUGGCCGCCGUUUUCCUCGUCACGCUCUACGAGUACUCGCCGCUCUUCUACAUCACCGUGGUGUUCGUCUGCUUCCUCGUCACCAGCGGCCUGGUGCUAGGCUGGUUUGGGUUGGGUGUUCCUGUUAUUCUGAGAAACUCAGAAGAAACAGAAUCCAGCACAGGAGUUUUGAAAAAGCGGAUGAGACAAGUGAAGAAUCCUUUUGGGUUAGAAAUCACUCAUCCUGCUACAGCCUCAGUAACAAAGGGUAUAACACUGACACCUGAUUGUCUGGAAGACUGCAUUCUUACAUGCUACUGGGGCUGCAGUGUUCAAAAACUCCACGAAGCGUUGCAGAAACAUGUCUACUGCUUCAGAAUAAAGACUCCUCAGGCAUUAGAGGAUGCUCUGUACAGCGAAUACCUCUAUCGACAACAGUACUUCAUUAAAAAAAAUGACAAGGAAGAAAAAUAUUGUCAGUUACCUGAAGAUGCUCAAGUUGUCGAUUUUGGCCCAGUGCCUCGAUCUCGCUACCCAUUGAUAGCAUUGUUGACGUUAGCUGAUGAAGAAGACAGAGAAGUAUAUGAUAUUAAUUUGGUCCCUAACUUUGUCACUGAUGACUGCAGGGGAACAUGGCAGAAGAGCAAGGAUAAUUGCUAUAUAAAAAUUAUGUAUGGCAUUCAAAGGAUGCUUAUGAUUUUCACAAAGCUCGUAUCUGCAAAGGUCUCUGUGGUUUCAAUGGUGGCUGUAAUUCACAUUCCUGAUGAAAGCUACAGACUUUCCUGCAGGAUACUAUAUCAGUAUCUACUUCUAGCUGAAGGUCAAUACCAUGAUCUGAAGCAACUCUUCAUGUCUGCAAAUAGUACUGCACCGUCUUCAAGCGAUACAUCCCCUGCUGAGAGAAGCACUGACAGAAGCUUGCUAGAAAAGGCUGGACUGGCUGAAGAUGAACCAGAAUUGCAUGAAGAAAACAGUAAAGACUGUGUUGUUUGCCAAAAUGGCACAGUGAACUGGGUACUCCUACCCUGCAGGCACGCAUGCUUGUGUGAUGGCUGCAUUAAGUAUUUUCAGCAGUGUCCAAUGUGUAGGCAGUUUGUUCAAGAAUCUUUUCCACUUUGCAGUAAAAAGGAGCAAGAUGAAGAUGAAUCAACACAUAUCUUGCAAGAUGUUCUUCCUGGAAGAGUCUUUUAAUGGGGAAAAAAUAGAACUACUGGGUUGUAUGCACCAAGAUUAAAUGUAGAAAACAGACUGUUUAUGGGAGGAUAUGUAGCAUUAACUUCUAUGGUUUUGCUUUUUAUUGUUAGGUAAUUUUCAGCUUCCUUGUUUUUCUUUGCUCCAUAUGCUCACAGGAACACUACGCUUAUCCAUGCAAUGUGGACAGGAGAAGUGCGUAGAAUAUCUUUGACGGACAUGAUUUUAUUUAUAACUUCUUACUAGUUUUUUGUGGAGUACUAGUGGAGGCUAUUUUGAUUACUAAAUUUAGUAUAUCUACUAAAAAAAGAAUAAAACUUGCAAGUGAAGUUGCACACAGCUCAUUCUAUAUUUAUUGUAUUUAAAAUACUAGAGCAAUAUAUCAUUUUAACUCAGUAUGAUUUAGAAACACAGCACUUUACAGAAUGUAUCAAAUGAAGGAAAGUAAAUAUUCUUCAUUGUUAAACCCAUGUAUAUUUAUUUUGUAGAUGAAGGCUGGACUGUGGCAGGAGCUGGGAGUUGAAGGUGUGAUUCAGGACACUGUUUCUGGCUGUUUUGAAAGAUUUGCAUGUGUGCGUGCAUGUGUGUUUGUGAGGGACCUUAGCCAAAGCCUGUUGGAAUGAGUGGAAAGAUUUUUUUUUCUUGAUUAUUGUUGGCUUGAACUAAACAUUGCUGACACCUUCAGGCCUGAGCCUCUGCUAUGUCAUCUUGAGACAAGGACUUUCAAUCUUGUUAGCAAUGGCUGUAAGAGCUUGUUCUCCAUGCAAAUGUUAGUUAAUUACUCCGUAGAGUGGUUACUUGGGCAGUUUUGUGGUGCUAUUCUUAUACGAGUAGCCUGCUUUGGGCAAUUUCCAACUCUUUUUUACUUGCGUUGUCAGCUUGGAUGCAAAGUUAACCAUUUACCUUUUAUCAAUAGUCCCAGGGAAUUUACUUAUAAAGAAAGAAGCUAAAGAAGAGCAGAAAAUUAUUUCUUUUUCCCUCCAAUGGUGUAUUGUCAAAAGCAAUAAAAACGGCUGUUGAGAAGAGAAA
This is a messenger RNA of Harpia harpyja (harpy eagle), 2272 nucleotides long. RefSeq names its product cell growth regulator with ring finger domain 1 (gene CGRRF1). Gene Ontology annotation, biological process: negative regulation of cell growth. The transcript has 7 exons. Bases 8 to 1243 code for a protein of 411 amino acids. The record is from RefSeq and is a predicted model, not a curated record. Lineage: Eukaryota; Metazoa; Chordata; Aves; Accipitriformes; Accipitridae.